UGUAGGUGGAGCCAGUGUACAAGAGCCCAGAGGCCCAGAGCCAUAAGAGCCAUAGACAUAAUAUCAUCAUUCCUUUUGUUGACAAAACUUGGUGUGUGUGUCUUCGGUUGAAGUUUGUUUUUGUCUGCUGCUGCUGCCGUUGCCAUUGCCAUUGCUAUUGCCUUUGCUGCUCUUUUGUUUUUCGUAUCUGACAGAUACGCGCGUACAUCUCGCCCUGCUGCACACACGGAUCGCUCGUCUCGGCUCACAGGUUGCCGUUUUGGCCAGUGAAAGGUCGUCAUUCUCACGGUUGCCGUUUCAGUUUGUCAUUGGCGUCGCGUGCGCAAUUCGUUCCGUUCAACUCCAAAUAGCGACGGCUUCGUUCUUGGAGUAUCCGCAAGAUACAAAUUGGACCCGGCUCGGGAGUCGCAAGUGCCAAGUGCCGCUUAAUUGCUUAACAAUGGUCGAGAGCUGCAAUUGUGAAGUGCUUCCGUAUCAAAGAAAACUCAUUUAAGAGCUCAAUUCUUCACCAACAAUUAUAUUGGAUAUUAAUACGCUGAACAAAAACCAAAAAUUUGGAUUAAAAACGACGAUUCUGUGGGAAUACGAGUAUGGUUGUUAUAAAUGGCUACACCUUCAAGUCGAAACAACUCCACACACAACAGACAAACCACUCGCAGCACUUGCAAUACGGCCAGACCCAAAGUCAGGGCCAAAAUCCGGGUCAGAACCAGCAGCAUUCCGCCGGCUCCCUGGUCAUGCCGGCUACGACGGCGUCAGCGACGACGGCUGCGUCGAAGGGCAAGCGGGAGUGGGACAUCAACGAUGCCAUCGUGCCCCAUGUGCCCGAGCAGGAGUUCGAUGAGUUUAACGAGUGGAGCGACGGCCAUGUGCGGCACAUCUACUCGCUGCACAACGAGGAGGCUAAGAAGCACAUCUCCGGCUGGGCCAUGCGCAACACCAACAACCACAACGUGAACAUCCUGAAGAAGAGCUGCCUGGGUGUCCUGGUCUGCUCCCAGCACUGUACCCUACCAAACGGAUCCAAGAUCAACCUGCGCCCGGCGAUUUGCGACAAGGCCCGCCGGAAACAGGAGGGCAAAGCCUGUCCCAACAAGAGCUGUCGUGGCGGCAGGCUGGAGAUCAAGCCUUGUCGUGGACACUGUGGCUACCCCGUCACUCAUUUCUGGAGGCAUUCCGGCAACGCCAUUUUCUUCCAGGCCAAAGGAGUUCAUGAUCACCUACGUCCGGACCCCAAGAACUCCAGUGUUUCAAAGAGGGCUUUCGGGCGGGUGCCCUUGGGUGGAAAGUCUGGCAAUGGAGCGGUGCCCAAAAAGUCUGUUAUUGCGGGUCUGGUCAAGCAGGUCAAGCAACAACAGAGUCUGAUGGGAAAGGUCCUGAAACGGCCAACGACUGGAAAUCCACUCUCCCAUUCCGCAUUGGAUAUUUAUCAAUUCAAUGCUUGUGGCAAGUGCACUACGUUUAGCCACUGCACCUGCAGCUACCUAGAUGACACCGCAGCAAGAAGCCACCAACUAUCGCAGUCUUCGAAUUAUGCCGCGAACUCCUGGCCGUUGAGCGGCUCUGAUUCCUCGGCUGCCUGCGAAUCUGCCGCCAACGUGUUCCAUGUCAACCACCAACACAUCACCUACAACUAUCCGAUCUACCACGCCACUCCGACGGCAGCCACAGCAGCUCCCUGCAAGUCGCCCAGUCUGCCGUACACCUGCAGCAUUCCGGAACUAGCCGCUUACCAGCAAUGCGCCUCCGGGAACAGCUACGCGAUGGGGGCUCCGGGGCACUCCCAGUGUCAGACACUCUCCUACGAGUCCAGUCCACAACUGGCCACCCCAGAGCCGGAGUUCAUAAACUACUCGCAGAUCAAGCACUUGGGCGGCGGAGGUCCGGAGGAGAUCAACUGCAAGGGCGAGCCACCCACCAUAAAGUACAACGCCACGGUGGAGACUCAACCGUAUGUGGAGGAUAACUAUGACUACUAUUACAGUCCCAAGGCGGAGUACGAGCUGCAGCAACAGCAGCACCCCCACCCGCACCAUCACCACCACCAGCAGCAGCAGCAGUAUGGCGGAAACCACUACUACGAGAGCGGAAGUGGUUACAACGGAGUUAGCUACUUCGACACCGGAACCACAACAACGACUCCGGGAAGCGCAGCUGGGACCGGAAGUUCUCUGGAUCCUGGGUACGGCGGCUACUACGAUCCCUACUCCAGCUUCGAGCAACAGAUGACCACCGUGGCCCCUCACCCAGGUCACCCACCUCCGCCAGCGCCACCGCCCACGCUAACGUACCACAACCACCACCACCACUUGCACCACUCGGCGGCAUCUGUUCCGACAUCGGUGGCGCUAGCACCUUCGAUCACCCAAUGAAUAGUACUUAACGAUCCGGACUCCGGACAGGAUUACUCGAUAGUCGAUACUUAGUCUAGUUAGUGUUAGGAUUACUUUGUGAAAUCUUAAUUUCGAUCGGUAUGCGUAGUGUUGCAUAGUUUUCUCAUUGCUUUUUCGGGCAAA
This is a messenger RNA of Drosophila ananassae, 2516 nucleotides long. It is a transcript of the gene gcm2, whose product is annotated as transcription factor glial cells missing 2. Gene Ontology annotation, cellular component: nucleus. Gene Ontology annotation, molecular function: DNA-binding transcription activator activity, RNA polymerase II-specific; RNA polymerase II cis-regulatory region sequence-specific DNA binding. Gene Ontology annotation, biological process: regulation of transcription by RNA polymerase II; gliogenesis. The transcript has 4 exons. The coding region runs from base 591 to 2372 and encodes 593 amino acids. Lineage: Eukaryota; Metazoa; Arthropoda; Insecta; Diptera; Drosophilidae. The record is from RefSeq and is a predicted model, not a curated record.